AUGCAGACCAUCAAGUGUGUCGUCGUCGGAGACGGUGCGGUCGGUAAGACCUGCCUGUUGAUCUCGUACACCACCAACAAGUUCCCCUCGGAGUACGUUCCCACCGUCUUUGACAACUACGCCGUCACUGUCAUGAUCGGCGAGGACCCAUACACGCUCGGAUUGUUCGAUACCGCCGGUCAGGAGGACUACGACCGAUUGCGUCCGCUCUCGUACCCACAAACCGACGUCUUCCUCGUCUGCUUCUCGGUCACCUCGCCAGCGUCAUUCGAAAACGUCAAGGAGAAGUGGUUCCCCGAGGUGCACCACCAUUGCCCCGGUGUGCCUUGCCUUAUCGUCGGAACCCAGGUGGAUUUGCGCGAUGACCACGCCGUCAUCGAGAAGCUCGCACGAUCAAAGCAACGCCCCGUGCCCUUUGAGGCCGGUGAGCGAUUGGCGAGAGAGCUGGGUGCUGUCAAGUACGUCGAGUGCUCGGCGCUGACGCAGAAGGGAUUGAAAAACGUGUUCGACGAGGCCAUCGUCGCCGCGCUGGAGCCACCUGUGAUUCGCAAGAAGUCCAAGUGCGCUAUCCUCUAA
Kalmanozyma brasiliensis GHG001 is the source of this 576-nucleotide messenger RNA. Its product is annotated as Small GTPase superfamily. Gene Ontology annotation, biological process: small GTPase-mediated signal transduction. The coding region runs from base 1 to 576 and encodes 191 amino acids. Lineage: Eukaryota; Fungi; Basidiomycota; Ustilaginomycetes; Ustilaginales. Gene Ontology annotation, molecular function: GTPase activity; GTP binding. The record is from RefSeq and is a predicted model, not a curated record. The transcript has a single exon.